CCCACCCAAAUUGUGACUCAGCUUGACGUGUCGGUAUCACAUACCUCAAAACCUUCUUAAGUGGAAAGUUUUCCAUUGACAGUCAUCAAUCGGUCUCGGAUUAUCAUGACGUCUCAGGUGGAGCCCAAAGCUCAGGCUCCUCUGAUAUCCAUUACCCCUCUCCUCAAAAGACUCUGGCCCUCGCCAGGCGAAAACAAUGUCACGGCGGAAGAGAUUGCCGCGGCAAUAGCACUCAUUUUCACAGAUCAAUUGUCUCCCGUGCAAACGGGGGCUUUGCUCACAUGUUUACAUUUCACGGGAUGGGAUCGGAGAGCGGAUGUCAUCGCCAAAUGCGCCGAAGUCAUGAGAAAUGCGGCGUCAUUGGUUGAUAAAGAUAUCCUAGCUGAAGUCGUCAAAAGGAGAGGAAGACCUGAGGGUCAAUAUAAAGGUGGUCUGGUGAGUUUGUUGAAUUGGAAUUUGUGUUUCUUCAAUUGCUGAUAAUACCAUAGUGUGAUAUCGUUGGAACAGGGGGUGACUCUCAUCAUACCUUCAAUAUCUCUACCACCUCUUCUAUUCUGGGUUCUUCCCUUCUCUUUCUCAGCAAACAUGGAAACAAAGCUUCAACUUCAAAAUCUGGCUCAGCUGAUUUACUUCAUGCUGUGCAACCGAAACCCCCUGUGCUUGGUGCUGUCACGCCCAGCACCAUCGCUCAAGUCUACGAGAAGACCAAUUAUGCCUUUCUCUUCGCUCCCGUCUUUCAUCCAGGAAUGAGAUAUGUGGCACCCAUUCGAAAAGAUUUAGGUUGGAGAACUAUUUUUAACCUCCUCGGACCCCUUGCCAAUCCCGUCGAGACCAGCAUAGAAGCCCGUCUUUUAGGAGUGGCACGAAGAGACAUCGGACCAGUAUUCGCAGAUGCCCUCAAAAUGAGCGGUUCCAGAAAAGCCAUGAUCGUCUGCGGCGAAGAAGACUUAGACGAAAUCAGUUGCGCAGGGAAAACCUACUGCUGGAGACUAGUCGAUCGCUCAACACAUUCUGAUCCCUCUCCUGAUGACAUCGACAUCGAAACCUUCACUAUUUCCCCUUCAGACUUCGGAUUACCCGCUCAUCCCUUGGAAGACGUAUCUCCAGGCAAGGAACCAGAUGAAAAUGCCCGAAUUCUAACGAGACUUCUGCAGAAUCAGUUAUCGAAGGAUGACCCUAUUCUUCACUUUGUGCUUAUGAAUACGGCUGCUUUGUUUGUGGUUUCAGGCAUUUGUGAGGCGGAUAGUAGUGAUAUGGGACUUGGUGAUGAUGGAAAAGUUAUCACGGAGAGGGGUCCUGGAGGUGGAAGGUGGAAAGAGGGUGUUAGGAGGGCAAGGUGGGCUGUGGAAAGUGGGGAGGCUUGGAGGCAAUGGGGGCAGUUUGUAGAGAUCAGUAAUAGCCUGGCGGUUCAUAGUUGA
Molecule: messenger RNA, 1418 nt
Organism: Hymenoscyphus albidus
Lineage: Eukaryota; Fungi; Ascomycota; Leotiomycetes; Helotiales; Helotiaceae
Source: the annotation of a GenBank genome assembly